Messenger RNA from Xenia sp. Carnegie-2017, 1780 nucleotides. RefSeq lists its product as uncharacterized. The record is from RefSeq and is a predicted model, not a curated record. Bases 362 to 1351 code for a protein of 329 amino acids. The transcript has 6 exons. NCBI's taxonomy places the organism in Eukaryota, Metazoa, Cnidaria, Anthozoa, Malacalcyonacea, Xeniidae.
UUCAUUAAAUAUGUAUUAUGUGCUGCUUGUUGUACCCUCCGGUGUCAUAGCAUUGCCGCUUCACAGCACAAAUGUGACGACGGUACAUCGUCCUAUCAUUUACUUGUACAUACAAACAAUUCAAUAAUAUUUCUACUAAUAAAAUAAGCAAAGCUUAUGAGACAAGAACUAUUCAGUGUCGAUAAUAUGGCUUAAAAUGAAAUGCAAGCAGGAAAAUAAUUGAAAGCAACACUAUCUUAAGCGGCAAUUAUUUGUCAGCUCAGUCCCAGAAGAUUUUGGUCCAAACAACAUUCCUGAAGUUUUACUCAAAUUAACAAAACGUUCCUUUACUGGUGUUUUGUAUAGUAGUGCUGCGGAAAACAUGGCUGCGCUUCCGUCGAUAGUUUGCUCUUUUUUAGCACUGAUUCCUCUUGUUUGUUCUCUUGAAAACGUGGAUACAAAAACACAAGGAAGGAAACGGACUGAUUCCACGUCAGCAGCACUAGACGAGAAGAAAGCAAAGGAUGUUCACAACGCUAUUUCACAACUGCUGAAACAUAAAAUUGGUAAAACACUAAAGGAGGCAGCAAAAGAAGUGAAGAUAACUGUUGAUAAUGCCUUGGAAAAGCAUCUCAGUCAUGCACACGAUAUUGUCAAGCAAAAAGUUGCGAAAGGUGAUGUAAUCGUUAUGGAUCCAACUCUUAGCAAACUUGUCAAGAAUGCCUUGAAAACUGGGAAAAAACAGACCCAUAGUAUGGCAGUUAAACAAAAUAAAACAACGUCAAAUGUAGACGUACAUCGCUCACAUAGUUCUGGACAGUUACAAAACCAUCACGUUCAAGCCAAUCGAUUGUCACAGCCCUAUGAUGCUCAUGCCACUUAUAAUAGAAGACCAGGCUCCCCACAGCCACAAGCAGGCCACCCUCAAAGAACUAGAUACACACCAAGACCUGGACAUCCGCAACAACCUGGGCACCUACUGACGCCAGGAUACCCACAGUAUCCGCAAGGACUUGGAUACUCACCAAUUCCUCAACCUGGGUAUUCCAGUACAUCUGGGUACACACCAUUUCAAACUGGUUAUCCAUAUUCCCAAGGUUAUUCAGGAACUCAAAUGUCUGGUUACCCCGCAGUAAAUAACGCUAAUCCUGGUUCAUCGCAAAUGCACGUUUCCAGCGCAACUACAGCUCCUGAUAAUCAUGGCACGUUUGGAAAACAAGGAAUGCCAGGUGGUGAAUGGCAGCCUGAUUAUACUUUGGGGCAACCAGGUUACAUGGAUUCUACUUAUGGUCAAGCAGGAUAUACACCAGGGACACCAUGUUGGGGGACAAGUUGUGGUGUUCAACAAAAACCUUUCAUGCAAGCCGGAUGAUUCGGUCUUCUCGAAAGAAAUGUUACCUAAUGUGUCCAAGAGCGUGCUGCAACGGAAAAAGAGGAGCCAUUUCUAACAAUGAGAAAUCUUAAGUGUAUGAAUAAUAAUGAACGAAAAUACCUUCUAGGAACACGAUACUGAUAAAGAUUAUACAUACUAAAAUGCUCAAUCACUUUCAUUAUCAUUGUCUUUUUUCGUUUGGAUAUCACAGGCAUUUAUACAAAGAUAAUGAUGGCACCAACGUUUAUGGAAAAACUGCUUUGCAUUCUAGGUUGGCCUACGACUUGUGAUCGUGAUACAGAUUGUAUAGAAAGAAAACCGAACAGUCUGGAAAACGUUGCCCAAUUAAUCAGCGUUUGCCAUUUUAAAAAACGUUUCGUGGAAAUAGAUACUUGGACUUCCAAUGGUUCAUUAAACAGUAAAAUUGUA